Messenger RNA from Musca vetustissima, 1477 nucleotides. RefSeq names its product protein scalloped (gene scalloped). The transcript is spliced from 10 exons. Gene Ontology annotation, biological process: hippo signaling; regulation of transcription by RNA polymerase II; embryonic organ development. Lineage: Eukaryota; Metazoa; Arthropoda; Insecta; Diptera; Muscidae. Gene Ontology annotation, molecular function: DNA-binding transcription factor activity, RNA polymerase II-specific; RNA polymerase II cis-regulatory region sequence-specific DNA binding. Bases 33 to 1364 code for a protein of 443 amino acids. The record is from RefSeq and is a predicted model, not a curated record. Gene Ontology annotation, cellular component: transcription regulator complex.
UGUUGUUGUUGCUGCAAUAAUCAAAAUUACGCAUGAAAAACAUUACCAGCUCCGGCACUUGCGGCAGCGGCCUGCUGCAAUUGCAAAAUAAUUUGGUCGUUAGCCAUCAAUUGGAAAACGGCGAUGAUACAAAACAAAAAGACGGUAUAGUCGGCCCUGGCACAAUUACCUCACCGUGGACGCCAGUGAGCGCCGGUCCCCCAGGAGCCCUGGGACCGGGCGACUCCAAUGGCAGUAUGGUUGACAGUAAAAAUCUCGAUGUGGGCGAUAUGAGUGAUGAUGAAAAAGAUCUCUCAAAUGCCGAUGCCGAAGGUGUUUGGAGUCCAGAUAUUGAGCAAAGUUUUCAAGAGGCCCUAUCCAUAUAUCCGCCAUGUGGUCGACGAAAAAUUAUACUCUCCGAUGAGGGUAAAAUGUAUGGACGCAAUGAACUCAUCGCCCGUUAUAUCAAAUUACGCACCGGCAAAACGAGAACCCGCAAACAAGUCAGUUCUCACAUACAGGUCUUGGCCCGUCGAAAAUUGCGUGAAAUUCAGGCGAAAAUCAAAGUUCAAUUUUGGCAACCUGGUCUCCAGCCCAGCACUUCACAAGAUUUUUAUGAUUACAGUAUAAAACCAUUUGCACAACAACCAUAUCCCGCCGGUAAACCAUCCACAGCUGUAUCUGGUGAUAUUGAAGCAGGUCUUCCGCCAGCCCAGCUGCCGUGGGAAGGACGGGCGAUAGCAACGCACAAAUUUAGAUUAUUAGAGUUUUCAGCGUUUAUGGAAAUGCGACGAGAUGAAAUUUACCACCGGCAUUUGUUUGUACAGUUGGGCGGUAAACCUUCCUUCUCGGAUCCCUUGCUUGAGACCGUUGAUAUUCGACAAAUCUCUGAUAAAUUCCCUGAAAAAUCGGGUGGUCUUAAAGAUCUCUAUGAAAAAGGUCCGCAAAAUGCCUUCUAUUUGGUUAAAUGUUGGGCUGAUCUGAAUACAGAACUCACUGGCAGUGAAACUGGUGAUUUCUAUGGCGUUACAAGCCAAUACGAAAGUAACGAAAAUGUGGUCUUAGUGUGUUCAACAAAAGUUUGCUCCUUUGGCUCACAGGUUGUGGAAAAAGUUGAAACAGAAUACUCACGCUUAGAGAAUGGUCGCUUCGUAUAUCGCAUCGAACGUUCACCGAUGUGUGAAUAUAUGAUUAAUUUCAUACAGAAAUUGAAAAAUUUACCUGAACGAUAUAUGAUGAACAGUGUAUUGGAGAAUUUUACAAUAUUGCAAGUAAUACAAUCCCGCGAAACACACGAGACCUUACUCUGUAUAGCGUAUGUCUUUGAGGUGGCUGCACAAAAUAGCGGAGCUACACAUCAUAUUUAUCGAUUAAUAAAGGAAUAGCAUGAACUUCCCUCCAUCAACAAUAAUGACAACAACAAUACAAGAAAUACAUCAGCAGCAGCAACAACAACACUGUCCACAACACAACUUAAUGAAUUUAGCAGCGGUGGCAG